AUGGCGCGGCCAGUCUCCGCCCCCAAAACUCCCCGGGGGGCGCCGCGCCCACGCUCCGCUGCUCUCAGGCAGCGUGCCAUAUUCUCAGAGGUCUUGAUCCCCGAUGAGGGUCAAAGCAGGGCCCAAAGGCUCGCGGGGCCACCGCGAACACGGGAGGUUCGCUCCACCAGGGAGGCACGCCCCCUUAGCGCCGGCAGCUACUCGCAACGGAAGCGCGUUGCGGGCAUGCCGCUUCUGAAAGCUUCCGAGCCGCUGCAUCCGAGCAUGGAGCCCAAGGUGAUGGAGUCUUACCGAACCUUCGCCGGGCGUUGCCCUCGCCGCCUGCGCAUCGAGCGACUACGGAAGAAGUACGCAUCCCUGGAUGUGCAGAAGCUGCUGGUUGAGCGGGACGUGGACGUCUCUCAACCCUGGUACGAAGACAAGAGCCCUCUUCCGCUGGAGGCCUUCGACGACACGGAGUACGACCUGCGUACGCCGGAGGAGUGGAUGGACUUCUGUCACGAUCCCAGCGGCCAAUUCAAGCCUCUGCCUGCCUUGGCGCUCUGGCGCGACCCGGACAGCGGCGCGGGCUACUGGCGGAGAGCUAUGGUUCUGCAUUACCACGGCGCCGUGAAGAAGUUCGAGAUCCAGUACGAGGACCCAGAGCCGGUCGGAAAUGGCGGCCGCCGCGGUAUGGUCGACCACCUCCCACGGCUACGCGUCAUGUUUCGGGGCGAGGAUCCAGAGGUCUUCGCCAACCGCGUGGAACAUGCGUACAAGUCCCGGCGGCGAGCCGAGCUUCUCUUGAGAUACAACUUCUUUGUCGACAACAUGCCGACGGACGACGUGCAGCAGCUGAGCACCGAUCAAAUCGCGUGGCUGAAAGACGCGACCACCACGUGCGGACCAGAGACUUCCAACACCGAGUGGGACUUCAUCGUCCAGGAGGUGCAGUUGGACUUUGGCCGAGCAAUGAACAGAAUCACCUUCGACACGCACUUGCUGGAGGAGGACGCGAAGAAGUCCGAUCCGCUUCAGGAGCUCCUGCGCCCCGUGGCGGAGCAGGGCCCUGUUGGCGUUGCAAUAGCGGGCGCCGCUCCCGCCCCCUGGCGUGGCAGGGUGGCUAUCCCGAAGCACCCGUUCCAGGCCACCUUUGCAAACCUCUGCUGGCGCACGCUGCGGGUGCGGUCAGAAGUGGUGCUUGCUCUUCAAGGCAUCAAGGGGGAGAGCGAGCGAAGAUUGCAGCAGGAGACGAUCUUCAGCACCGACUUCUCUAGACCGCUGCGGUUAGACGAGUUUCGGCAAAACCUUCGGUCCUCGUGCGCGGAGGCAGCGCUGUCGCUGAAGGAAGCAUGGCCAGCGGCGUUGCAGACGACAGUGAUCCGGGAGUUCGAAUCCAUCCAGAAGGGAUGGUUCAACGUGCACGAGAAGAGCGUGGACCUCUACCGCCAGGGAAAGCUCCGACGAUUUCUGCUCCUUGCCCGACUCAUCAUGCAGGAUACUUUGCGGAACAUCGCCAAGAAUGCUGUCAAGAACUAUGUCGAAGCGCUCGAGAGAGUGGCUCCCGUACGCACCUUCGUCGAGUCCUAUGCCAGCGCCAGCUGCAACUACCGCGCCGGUGCGGUCGCGCCAGGUCCCAUCUUUGCCAUCGAGGUGAAGCCGACGGAGAUCCUCAGCACGAAUGCCCACUUCGGCUACGUGAUCGAUCCGAACCGCUUCCUCCCCACGGCCCUGGAGGCCUAUGAUUCCGGGUUGGCGAUCCUGAAUCAGGUCUACCCCCUGGAGCGGCUCAUGAUCCCGCCGCGGCUUCAGAGCUCUGAUGGCCCGUCGCUGGUCCAAGCCUUUGAUUGGGAAGAGUCAUGGGUCCAGGAUGGACGCAGCCGAGUGCAGAAGUGUCUGGAAGUCGCACUGUCGGCCCCGGCGGAUUACCUCCAGAAGGUGGAUGCCUUCACGAGCCUGCUUCGCAUCGAGCCCGCGAAGUACGUCCAGCACUUCUUCCGAGACUUGGAGGAAGACGAGGAUGAGCCGGGUAACCAGGAAGUCCAGACGGCGAUUCGCAAGGCCGUGGAUUCCAAGGAUGAUCUGAACCGGAUGCUGCCGGACUUCGUUUCGGUGGGCAUGUUCCAGAUUACUAUCAAGGAAGUGCGACGAGCCCUGACCGCCAAGCAUGAGAGCAUGUACACGCUGCUGAUGGAGCGGAUUGUCCAACGGCUGCGCGGCCAAAUGGAGGAUGCCAGCAGCGAUUGUAAGAGUCUCAUGAUCAAGAUCACGCGCCCACCGAAGGCAGUUGAGGAGUUGGUGCAGCAGCGGAACUCCAUCCUCACGUUGUCUGAAGAGAUCUCUGCCAUGCGUGUCAGGAUUCUCAACCUGGUCCGCCUCUACGAGGAGAUCGAGGAAGGUUUUCUUCAUCAACUGCCGCCCUAUGACUUCAACCUCCGGUGGGAGCUGGUGACCGUGCCACCAGCCGCUGAGUCGGCUCUUGCAAGGAAGGCGGCAGAUCUCCGAGACUACGAGGCACACUUCGUUCAGAUCCUGUGCAGCCGCCAGGAUGCGCUUCGCGAAAGCAUCAACGAAAUCGAGCAGACCUUGGAGCUCUUCCGCACAAAGGAAGCUUACUGGGACGUCUCGGCGAUCUCCAUGAUCCGGGAGGCUAUGGAGAGCCUCAGUGACCGGAUUGCUUCGGCGAAGGAGGAUGCGAAGGCGGUGAACCAAAUGGAGACGAUGCUCGAGCGAAAGCUCACGGAGUACACCGAAAUCGUCAGAUGUGCGAUGGUCUUCGAACCCUUCGUGGCCUCGUGGAACAUUGUGUAUCAGUUCGGAGAGAGCCGGGCCUUGUGGCAUGAUGGGACUUUGACCGAUGCUGAUGCCCUGCGAAGGAGCCUGCUGAAAGAGUUUGUGGCGCUCGAGCAGGCGGCAAAGGGCCUCGAAUUCAACCAGUGGCCGUCCACACUGGUGGCAAUGGUUGCCCAGCAGCUGUCGGCUUUGGACAAGUUCCAGGUAGAGCUGAUGCACAGCCAGAAGGCGGCGGACGCUGAGGCGGACGCCGAAGCCGCCGAGGCAGAGGCCUUCGAGGCUGAAGACGAGGAGCAGAUGGGGGACGACCUGCCCCGGCAGAAGAGAUCUUCCAUCUCUCUCGUGGGAAAGUUCAUCAAGUCUUACAGCGUCUCCGAGGGUCAGUCACACCAGGAGCACCGGCGCUCAAGCAGAGCCAUCAACAAGUCGAAGAAGUUUCUUCGCAAGGUCUUCAGCAGUUACCGCUUUGGCAACUUCAUGCUGAUGGUAGUUCUUGUGGAUGCAUACUGCACCUGCCGGGAUAUUGACGCCCGCGCCACCGGCGUUGAAACAGAGGAUGUUUUCACCUUGCUGUCAGACCUCUGCCUCGUGCUCUACUCCGUGGAGCUCUGUGGACUCUUCUUCGUCCGAGGUUCGGAGAUCCUCAAAGACUGGAUGAUAGUUGUGGACAUCUUGGUGGUGAUCUGUGGCUACGUUGAGUUUAUCCUCGUGCAGGUCACGCCGAGUGAACUCGUGCAGAAGAUGAGCCUUCUGAGAGCUCUGAGGCUCGCGAGGAUCUUCCGGCUAAUGCGGCUGCUGCGAAAGAUCCGAGCUCUUCGGGAGCUGUACAAGCUCGUUACCAUGAUGUCGACCUGUCUCAAGACGCUGUUGUGGUCGUUCCUCUUCUGCUUCAUUGUGAUGACAGUGUGGGCCAUGUUAAUCGUCGAGGUCGUGAACCCCAUUGUGGUGCAAAUGGACGGCGAUGGUGUCUUUGACGAUUGCAGCAAUGGUUUCUGCACGGUUUCCACCUCCUCGGUGCUCCACGCGAAUCUGCUUCUUUUCCAGACUGUCAUCGCCGGCGAUGGCUGGGGAGAAAUGGCCACGCCCAUCAUCUUAAGACAUCCGGAGACGGCGAUCAUCUUUAUCGGCUCCCUCCUGACUUUGGUCUUCGGCGUGCUGAAUCUCAUCGUGGCCGUGGUCGUCGACACCUUUGCAGAAGCUCGCCAGCACGACAUACUCAACCUCGCAGAAGAGCUGGAGGAUGACUUGGAGAAGGACACAAAGUUUCUGCAGAAGCUGUUCCAGCGCAUCGACAGGGACGGCAGCGGUCGAGUUACGCUUGACGAGCUUAUUGAGGGCGCACGCAAGGAUCCUGAAUUCCAGAGCCGUCUUCGCGUUAUGGAUAUAGACGAAGUAGAUCUGGAGCAGCUCUUCCAGAUGAUCGAUGUGAACGGAUCUGGCUCUAUCGAGGCCUCCGACUUCAUUUGGCCCCUCAGUCGCUGGGUGCACGACUCCAAAACCGCGCCGCGCUUCAUCAAGUACAACAUGUUGCGGACGAUGGAGAUGCAAGAGGAGCUGUAUGCGCUGUCCGAGGUGAAGUUCCAGCAGCUGAAGGAGCAGAUAGACCAUCUGACGCUGACGUUAAAAGGGCGCAGCCCUGGCAACAACUUCGAGGAUUUGUCGGUGCUGACUCCGCCCGACUCGGCAAGAGAUUCCUCGAGCCCUGCGAUCCGGAUUCCUAUUCCUUUCGAGGACAUUGGCGCAGCGGACGCUCCGAUCCUCGAGGAGCUGCCAGCCGCUCCUGUUCUUUCGUUGCCUGAGGAGCGGGGCCCCCCCGAGCCACCAAAGAGUGCGCAGAAGGUGGCGCUGACACAGGGCGUCUUUGGCAGCUCGGUCAAAGAGGUUGAGGCGCUCCUUUUGGCAUCGGAGGCCCGGCUCAAGCGGUCGAUGGCGAAGAUUGAGAAUGCCAUUUCGGAGCUGCCUCACACGCCACAGCCGCAGCUGCUGCAGCCGAACGCGGGCACGGCCUCGCACGAACUCCAGGCAGGCUGGACGAGAUCCAUGCAGAGGCCACCGCAGGCCCACAAGCCACACAUGAAGCCAACGGAUGCCCUGAAGCACUCGGAUGCUUUCCGGUCGAUGUACAUGGGGCAUGCGGCCAAAGGCAGCGGCAAUCGGAGAUCUCUCCUUGCCGAGGACACGGCAGAGGAGUUGGCAAGAACACACCUGCGCACAUUCUCGCAGCCAGCGGAAUCGCUGGUGAUGAAGCAGCUGUCCGCGCGUCCGAAGAAGCUACGUGCCAGUCUUGCUUAG
Messenger RNA from Symbiodinium sp. CCMP2592, 5064 nucleotides. The record is from the annotation of a GenBank genome assembly. NCBI's taxonomy places the organism in Eukaryota, Dinophyceae, Suessiales, Symbiodiniaceae.